GAAAUCCCAUCUCACAGGGAAGCCCCCGCCCCGAGGCACGGGCGCAUGCGCGGGUCGGCCACCCGCUGGAGCCGCGGGUACGCCGCUCUGGCCCGCGUGGUGCAGUCGUCCGCGUCUCGCUGAUGAUGACGCACGUCCGGGGCGGUGGGGAAGGCAAGAUGGCGGCGCCCAUGGAGGUGGCCGUGUGUACGGAUUCGGCAGCCCCGAUGUGGAGCUGCAUCGUGUGGGAACUGCACUCGGGCGCCAACCUGCUCACCUACCGCGGCGGCCAGGCGGGACCCCACGGCCUGGCGCUGCUUAAUGGCGAGUAUCUGCUGGCGGCGCAGCUGGGCAAGAACUACAUCAGCGCCUGGGAGCUGCAGCGGAAGGACCAGCUCCAGCAGAAGAUCAUGUGCCCUGGGCCUGUCACCUGUUUGACCGCGUCACCCAACGGUCUCUACGUCCUGGCAGGAGUUGCAGAAAGCAUCCACCUGUGGGAGGUCUCCACCGGGAACCUUCUGGUCAUCCUGAGUCGACAUUACCAGGGCGUCUCCUGCCUGCAGUUCACAGGGGACAGCAGCCACUUCAUCUCAGGGGGCAAGGACUGCCUGGUACUGGCUUGGAGCCUCUGCAGCGUGCUGCAGGCCGACCCCUCCAGGAUCCCGGCGCCCCGGCACGUCUGGUCUCACCACACGCUCCCCAUCACGGACCUGCACUGCGGCUUUGGGGGCCCCCUGGCCCGGGUGGCCACCUCCUCACUGGACCAGACGGUGAAGCUGUGGGAGGUCUCCUCGGGGGAGCUGCUCCUCUCCGUCCUCUUUGAUGUGUCCAUCAUGGCGGUGACUAUGGACCUGGCUGAGCACCACAUGUUCUGCGGCGGCAGCGAGGGCUCCAUCUUCCAGGUCGAUCUCUUCACCUGGCCCGGACAGAGGGAGAGGAACUUCCAGCCAGAGCAGGACGCCGGGAAGGUCUUCAAAGGGCACAGGAACCAGGUGACCUGCCUGUCGGUGUCUACUGACGGCAGCGUGCUGCUCUCGGGCUCCCACGACGAGACCGUGCGCCUCUGGGAUGUGCAAAGCAAGCAGUGCAUCCGGACGUUGGCCCUCAAAGGCCCAGUCACCAACGCCACCAUCCUACUGGCGCCCGUCAGCAUGCUGAGCUCAGACUUCAGGCCCAGCCUGCCGCUGCCCCACUUCAACAAGCACCUGCUGGGCGCCGAGCACGGGGACGAGCCGCGCCACGGGGGCCUCACCCUGCGCCUGGGCCUCCACCAGCAGGGUUCUGAGCCCAGCUACCUGGACCGCACGGAGCAGCUGCAGGCCGUCCUGUGCAGCACCAUGGAGAAGAGCGUGCUUGGUGGCCAGGACCAGCUGCGGAGUCCGCGUCAGGAGCUGGAGGACGAGGUGGCCAACCUGCGCAAGAUCACGGACCUGUUCGACUUCUCCACGCGCUUCAUCACGCGCCGGCCAAGUGAGGCCCGGAGACCCGGCCGAGGCCCAGGCCUGAGCCCCAGCCUCCCAGCGACCGGAGCCCGCGGGUUUGGCCCCACCACCCAGGCCUGGAUCUCUCCCCAGUUCUGCGUCGUGUUUGGGCUUUUCCUCUGUGACUGGGCGGUCUUGGUGUCUCGUGGCAUGCGUCACAUUGGUGCUAGCCUGUUUUUAACAAAAGAGGAUGAAAGGCUUCUCUCCUGCCUCCUUGUGUCCGGGUGUGGCCUGCUGCUGGGCGCAUCGCAGCUCCACUCUGCUGCUCGGCCCAGCUCAGAACCCCAGCCCCACUGGGCACCCUCCAUCCGGAGGUAGAGACCCCAACCACGCUAGGCCUCACAGGAACGGCUUUAGGACGCAGCCCCCAGCAGCUGCAGUUCUGACUCUGCUCUAUUGCCCGAGGGCCUUUGCAUGGCUGUGCCUUCCCGAGAAGGCGCUGGGCCAGGGUGGUGGGGUUGAAGGAACCAGGAAGCCAGGCCCCUCUGGUCUGCUGUGCAGGGGGUCUGAGUAGAGACAGCCCUGUGGGGUCCCGAAGGGAGGUGGCUUGGUGUAGAGAGACGGGCCGGGGGACAUUUGGGGGUAGAUCCAGCUGCCAGGGUUGAGGGGUUUCGCCGGGUGCAGGGCCCAGCUCUCAGGGAGGGUUUUGGGGGUGGCUGGUCCCUGUGGGAACCCAGGGCUCCAGACCAGGCAGGAGGAGGGAGCCGGUGUGGGCGGGGCCUUGGAGUACAGGCUCCUCCCAGUGCCUCCCUCAGGUGCCUUGGGGCCCCUGCUGGCUUCCCCAGGGCCCAGCCAAAGCCGCCCAAACCCCACCCCAGGGCGGUUCUCUGGGCAAAAGGUGCCCUGGCCUCCCCAGGCAGAGGCGGCUUGUCCCACCCAGCAAAGGUGGCCACUGCAGCCUGGGACCACCAGAUGGGUCAGGGGCAGGUCUGGGCGUGGUGUCCCGAUCUGAGCCAGUCCCCAGAGGAGGUUGCCCCUGGCCACACCACGGGCGGUGCUUGUGGAUAUCAAGGGCUUGAGGGAGGCCGGGCCCCACCGCCCUGGGGAUGCUGCCAGCCAGUGCCUGGAGCCCAGCCCAGAAGCCCAGAACCUUCCAGAAAGCUGCCCCUGACUGACAGUCCUGCCUAACGAUCCAGAAAAUCCGUGUGAUUUAACGGGCGUGGUAAUGACUGCAGCUUGGAGCCAGCUGCCAGCGCUGAGUUCAUGCUUUUUGGCUAAUUUGUGUUCUUGGCCCCUCCACGGGGCUCUGAGCCCUCUCGGCUGGCGGCCUGGUCACACUGCGUCAGGGCAGCUGGGCCCUCUCCUGGUACUGACAUCCACCUUGGCUGCUCACAGCCCCGAGAGCCUCUCGAGGGUCCCUGCCCCCGGGGCGCACACCCUGCUUGUGCCUGUCCCGUCAUGAACCGCUCACCCUGCUGGCCUGCAAGGCUGGGUCCUGCCUGUGGGGAGCACGAAGGUUUGGGGUGAGGCAGCUGAGGGUCCCUUGGGGUUGGCUGAUCUCUCUGGGUCUGUACUGCUCCCCUGGGGCCAUUCCCACAGCCCCGCCCCCCCCUCACAACCACCUCCCAAAGCUCCCCCACCAGCACCAAUCAGGACCCCCAGCCACCAACUCGGGGUAUCCGCACAAUCCUGUGGCUGGUGCCAGGGCUGGGGUGAGGGUGUGCACAGCUGUAGAGGGAUGGUUGCCCGCGGCCCCCAGGGGCUGGACUUGGCCACAGCCGCUCCAAGAGCCCAAGGCGAGCCAGGUACGAACAUACAGGCCACUGCGCAGCUGCCUGCACCACACGGCCGUCCGCGGCUGGGGCUGAGGUCGGCUGCCCUCUCCGCAGGCUGCAGAACAGGGUUAGAGUUCACCGAGGGGCGGGGCCCGGCCACCCCACCCCCAUCGGAACCUAAAAUCACCUGGUAGCCUCAGAUGGGCGACACCUGGCUCGGUCGGACUCGACUCGAUGUUCUUGUGUCCAGAAAGGGGGCAUCCCCCAGCGGGCCUGCCGGGAGCCUCCGGGAGCUGGGCGGGAGCUCACGCCUCAGUCCCUGCGUUUCCCUCCAUGUUCCCCCUGCAUGCCGGGUCCUUGGACACAGGCCCCCUUGGUGCCUCCCCACACCCCCUCCUGCACCCUCAUCACUCUCGGUCCAGAGUGUCCAGACGUGCUCAGGCACCGAGGUUCCACCCUGCGUUAUAGUUGACAGGCUGGGUACAGUGGAAACAGUGGAGACGCCAUUUGUUCAGUCCCCCCUGGAGACCCCACAGAUUCUCAGAGGUACGGGUGCGGGGACUGGGGAGGCCAAGCUUUGACAAGAGGGGAUGCCGGUGUGCACAGGUGACCUGGCAGCUGGCGGGGCUUGACUCUGCAGAUCACAGCGAGGUGCACCUGCGCACCGCCGGGACAGCUGCCAGCAAAGCUGAGAGCAGAAAGCCUCGUGGGCAAGGAGGUGGAGAAGCCACAGCCCUCCCGUGCCCUGGUGCGGACGUGAAAUGGAGCAUCCACUGUGAAAAGAGUGUGAAAAGACCACGCCCGGCCUCUGUCAGGUUCUUAAAAAAUUAAACAGCAUUGUCUGGGCGCAGUGGCUCACACCUGUAA
Molecule: messenger RNA, 4042 nt
Organism: Cercocebus atys (sooty mangabey)
Lineage: Eukaryota; Metazoa; Chordata; Mammalia; Primates; Cercopithecidae
Gene: WDR18
Product: WD repeat domain 18
Biological process (GO): rRNA processing; DNA-templated DNA replication
Cellular component (GO): nuclear pre-replicative complex
Molecular function (GO): protein binding
Source: RefSeq, a predicted model, not a curated record